Molecule: messenger RNA, 3413 nt
Organism: Saprolegnia parasitica CBS 223.65
Lineage: Eukaryota; Oomycota; Saprolegniomycetes; Saprolegniales; Saprolegniaceae
Exons: 21
Coding region: 1-3336 (1111 amino acids)
Biological process (GO): protein import into nucleus
Cellular component (GO): cytoplasm; nucleus
Molecular function (GO): nuclear import signal receptor activity
Source: RefSeq, a predicted model, not a curated record
AUGGAUCUCGAGGGGACUACGACCCUGAAGCCCGAGGAAUCGCGAAGUACGCGCGAGGCCGAGGCCGCGUACACGCUGCUCAAGGUCGAGCAGCCCGUCCAGCUCACGAGCACACUGCUUUCGCUCUCGUGCGUGCAGAGCAACCCAAGCGACGCCACGACGCGCAGCUUCGCGCCAGUCCUCCUCCGGCGCGUACUCGAGACCGAAGGCGUCUCGCACCUCGAGCUCCAGUACCGCGCUGCGCUCAAGACGCAGCUCGUGGCCGCUCUUGGCGCCGAGCCGCUCGCGCACGUUCGCCGCAAGCUUGGUCAUGCGAUUGCUGAACUCGCGCGCCUUGAGGCGACGUGGCCCGAGCUCUUGCCGGCGAUCGUUGCACUGACGCAGCACUCGGAUGUCGCCAUGCAAAUCACGUCGCUUGAAGUGCUGGCGACGCUCUGCGAGUACCUCGGCCCGACGCUUGCUUUGCACCACGAGCAGUUUUUCCACCUCUUCUCGACGUUCCUCGGCCACGCCCGCUUGGACUUGCGCGUCGCUGCAGCCAAAGCCAUGGUUGCGUACAUCGUUGUGCUCGAAAGCACGCAGGCCAUGCAGCCGUUCACGCAGCUCUUGGGCCCGCUCCUCCACGUUGUCGAAGCGCUUCUGCACGGCGGCGACGAGCUCCUCGCGCGCGAAGUUCUCUCGGCCGUCCUCGUCCUCAGCGAAGCGCACCCUGCGUUCUUGCAGCUGCACAUCGAGUCCCUUGGCAGUGCGAUGCUCCAGGUCGCGCGCACCCACGCGUUCGAGCCCGAGACGCGCGAACUUGCGCUUGAAAUUCUCGUGUCUCUGUGCACGAAAGCGAGCUCGGCCGGGCGCAGUGCCAAGAGCCUCUUGGAAACUUUGGUGCCGUGCGCUCUCGACCUCAUGACGGAGCUCGAUGACGCCAGUGUUGCCGCGUGGACGGCAGCCUUUGACGAUGCGCCGGAUGCGGACGCGGACGAAGGCCGCACAAGUGACACGGGCGCGUCGGCUCUCCUGCGCUUGACCAACGACAUCGGUGGCAAGGUCAUGCUGCCGAUUGCACUGCCUUUGGUGGCGCAGGCUCUGCAGGCCCCUGCAUGGCAGAAGCGUCACGCUGCCUUGUACGCUCUGGGGCUCAUGGGCGAAGGCGCCAACACGUUGCUGUACAAGGAGCUGCCGUCGCUCCUUCCGGCGGUCGUCCAGCGCCUCGAGGACCCGCACCCGCGCGUUCGGUACGCGGCGCUCUUUUGUCUUGGGCAGUUUACGGAAGACUUUGGGUCCGUCGAACGCGGCAAGAACUUUCAGGCCAAGUUUGGCGCCGACAUCGUCCCGGCGCUCAUUCCGGCCAUCUCGGAACGCGAGACGGUUCUGCGGAACCGCGCUCUCGCAGCGAACGUUAUUUGCACGUUCUGCCACCCCGAGCACUGCAAGCCUACGAACGUGCUCCCGUUCUUGGACCCGCUUCUCUCGACGCUGUUUGCGACGCUUGGCUCGUGCCCCCGCGAGGUGCAAGAGCAAGCGAUUACGGCGGUCGCGUGCAUUGCCACGGUCGUCGGCGACGCCUUCGUUGGCUACUACAACGUCUUUAUGCCCGUGGCCAAGCAAGUGCUCUUGCAUGCCCACGGCAAGCAGUUUGCUCUGCUCCGGGGCAAGGCCAUGGAAAGCGUCGCGCUCAUCGGGCAGGCGGUCGGGAAGGACGCGUUUUUGGCGGACGCGCGCGGCAUCAUGGACAUGCUUCUCAAGCACCAGGAGCUGCACAUGCAAGAAGACGCCGUCUCGGUCGAGGCGCAGUACCUCUCGCAGGCCUGCGUGCGCAUCGGCAGCGUCCUCAAAGAAGACUUUGUGCCGUACCUCCCCGUGCUCGUGCCGCGCCUCCUGGCGCAGGCGUUGACGCCGCCCGACAUUGUCAUCAAGGACGUCCACGAGACGACGGACGCGGGGGACGACGACGACGAUGUGGGCGACGGCAUCGAGCAAGUGAUCGUGGAUGUCCGUGGCCAAGGCAAGAAGAAGGUCCAGAUCCAAACGUCGUCGCUCGAUGAGAAGCUCAUGGGCGUCAACAUGCUCUACCAGUGCGCCAUGGACCUCCAAGGCGCGUUCGCGCCGUACAUCAAGGAGGUACUCUCGGCGCUGCUGCCCUUGUUGCGCUUCGAGUACAUGGAGUCGGUGCGCCUUGUCACGGGCUUUACGCUCGCCAAGCUCGUCUCGGCCGCCGUCGAUGGUUCGGACCCGUCGUCGCCUUUCCCGCACAUGGUCUUUCAGCAGGCGUUUGCCCCGUUGCUGCAGACGCUCGAGGAAGAGAAAGACUUGGAGUGCGUCGCCGGUCUCACGGAGGCCAUCGCCCUCAUGCUCGAAGCGUGCAAGGAGGCCAGCGACAACGGCUACAGCGUCGGCAUUCCGAUCACAGACCUUCCUCACGUCGUCUCCAAGCUCUUGACGGCGGCGCAUGCCAGUGUGAAGCGUCGCAUGGCGCGCGACUAUGGCGGCGCCGACGCCGACGACGCUGACGAAGACGACGAGAACGAAGAGGACGUCGAGGAUUCGAUUCUGCAAAACCUCAUUGAUGCCAUGGGCUGGUGCAUCAAGACGCACAAGGCGGGUGUCCUCCCGCUCUUCUCGCAGCAGUGGCUCCCGUCCAUCGCGCCGUAUCUGGAUCCGUCCUUUCCCGGCGCUGUCCGCGCCCACUUUAUCUGCACCAUCGACGAUGUGCUCGAGCACAGCGGCCCCGAGUUGCUUCCGCAGCUCUUGCCGCACCUCUGGAGCGGCUUGGAAGACAGCAACCCGAACGUGAUUCGCGCCUCGGCCUACGGCGCCGGCGUCUGCGCGCAGUUUGGGGGCCCCAGCUUUGAGCCGCUCUGUGUCGCGACCCUCCAGCGCGUCUGGAGCUGUAUCCAGUCGCUCGAACACGACCAGGUCGAGACGGAACAGGCGGCUGCCCGCGACAACUGCGUUUCGGCGGUCGGCAAGUUUUGUCUCUUCCGGUCAAGCCUCGUGGACGCGCCGACGCUCUUGCGCCUCUGGCUGCACUGCCUCCCGCUGCAGUCGGACGUGCUCGAGGCCCAGGUUGUGCACGCCGACCUCCUCGCGAUGGUCGAGGCGCGCAACAUGGAUUUGCUCGGCGACAACUACAGCCAGCUCGGCGUUGUGCUCCAAAAGUUUGCCGCCAUCCUCGCGCUCAACAUGGACGAAGACGCCGAGCCCGUCCUCGAUGACGAAGGAGAAGAGCGACUCGCGCUGCUCUUGCAGUCGCUGCAGACGUCGGUGCCGGGACCGGCCGUGCAAGCGGCGUGGGCGAGCCUCUCGGCGGACGAGCAGCAAGUGUUUGCAAUGCUCUCGUAGAAACUACUAGUAGUCUGGUUGUGCACAAGUGUCAAUGAUGCUAGAAUCGCCCGUCUUGUCUGGGUUCCGUCGUGUGG